AGAUAAGGUGAGUGAGUUGAGACAUCAUUACCAAACCAGGGACCACUUUGGAUUAGAUGGGUGAGGAGGGCCUUGCUGAAGAGAUGACUUAAGCUGAGCUCUGGAGGUGUUGUCAUAUUCCGGGCAGAGGGAAUGAGUGCAAAUGCCAGAGGCAGAAAACAUUUGGUAUGUAUGAGAAACCCAUGGGGCAAAACAAGGCCAAGGAGGAGAGAGGUCAAGAGCCAGAUUUUGCAGAGCUGCUGGUAGGCUGCUUUGGAGUUACUAUUCUGAGCACCGGAAACAGCCACAAAGAAGGUUACUGCGAGUGAAUAACGUCUGACGUACACUUUUAAAAGACUCCUGCCUGCUCAUGGGACUCAAGGGUGGAAGUGGGUCCAGUGAGAAGGCUGCUGGGAGGUGAUAGCAGACUGGACUAGGAUGGAGAGAAGUUGUGGGCCCUGGGCAGUAUUUCGGAGGCAGUAUAAACGGGGAGAUCUGGGCUUGUGAAGUACGGAAGCCAGGAAACCAUGAUGAGAAACCGGCUGGACAGAAAAGGGGCAGCUGCAGGAGAAGCUGUAGUAGGAAGCAGUGGCCACAGGAGCCUGGAGCUCAGGGGACGCUCAUGGGCUGCAGCCGAUUUUGAGGGAGAAGACGCCAGCACUCCCAGAGGGGUCACUACCGACAGCUCCGCAAGCAAGCGAGGAAGGCAGCUGACGAGUCCAGACCCCGCGCAAACUGCCGGCAGGGGGCGGGGCCCAGGCCACGCUACGCAGGCGCAGAGCAAACUCGUCUCCAUGGCUACAAGGAACACGCGACCCCAACUGCUUCGCAACUGUCGCGUCCCGGACUUCAGUCCCCCUGAAGCCCGUUGUCCCCGAUCGUGGCCCCGCGUCAGAUCACCUUUCCUCUCUCUGCUCCCGGCCCCGACAUGGGCGACCUGGAGUUGCUGCUACCUGGGGAGGCUGACUUGCUGGUGGAACCAGCAGCAUGAGAACCUGGAGAAGCUGAACAUGCAGGCCAUUCUGGAUGCCACAGCCAGCCAGGGUGAGCCCAUCCAAGAGCUGCUGGUCACUCAUGGGAAGGUCCCAACACUGGUGGAAGAGCUGAUUGCUGUAGAGAUGUGGAAGCAGAAGGUCUUCCCUGUGUUGUGCAAGCUGGAGGACUUCAAGCCCCAGAAUACCUUCCCCAUAUACAUGGUGGUGCACCAUGAGGCCUCCAUCAUCAACCUCCUAGAGACAGUUUUCUUCCACAAGGAAGUGUGUGAGUCAGCAGAGGACACCAUCUUGGACCUGGUGGACUACUGUCACCGCAAACUGACUCUGCUGGUGGCCCGGAGUGGCCGUGGCAGUCCCCCUGAGGAGGAAGGAUCCCAGGACAGCACCCCCAUGCAGGAGCUAAAGAAGCAGGCAGAGCUGAUGGAAUUUGAGAUCGCACUAAAGGCCCUCUCAGUGCUGCGUUAUAUCACAGACUGCGUGGACAGCCUGUCCCUGAGCACUUUGAGCCGAAUGCUCAGCACCCACAACCUGCCCUGCCUUCUGGUGGAACUGCUGCAGCACAGUCCCUGGAGCCGGCGAGAAGGGGGCAAACUGCAGCGAUUCGAGGGUGGACGCUGGCAGACAGUGGCCCCCUCAGAGCAGCAAAAGCUGAGCAAGCUGGAUGGGCAGGUGUGGAUUGCCCUGUACAACCUGCUGCUAAAUCCCGAGGCCCGGGCCCGCUACUGCCUCACAGGCUUUGCCAAGGGCCAGCUGCUCAAGGGCUCAGGUGAUGAAGCAGUCAAUGAGGAACAGGCCCCACAGGCACCCUCAGCCCAGGCGCUCCUUGGCGCUAUGGCCAGUUCUUGCCUCACACAGCCUCCACUGACACCCUUGCAGCUUCGGGCCUUCCUCACUGACAUGCUGCUCGACCAGCUGCCCAACCUGGCAGAACUGCAGCAUUUUCUGGCCCACCUGGCCCUGGCUGAACCCCAGCCCCCCAAGAAGGACCUAGUGUUGGAACAGAUCCCAGAAAUCUGGGAGCGGCUGGAGCAAGAGAACAGAGGCAAGUGGCAGGCUAUUGCCAAGCACCAGUUGCGGCACGUGUUCAGCCCCUCAGAGGAGGACCUGCGGCUGCAGGCCCGGAGGUGGGCUGAGACCUAUCGACUGGAUGUCCUGGAGGUGGUGGCUCCAGAGCGGCCUCACUGUGCCUACUGCAACGCAGAGGCUUCCAAGCGUUGCUCCAGAUGCCAGAAUGAAUGGUAUUGCUGCAGGGAGUGUCAAGUCAAACACUGGGAGAAGCAUGGAAAGGCCUGUGUCCUGGCAGCGCAGGGUGACAGAGUGAAAUGAAGGCUGUGGCUAUGGAGGGCCGACCACCCCUGCCAAAGGAGCCCAUCUAGAGUGCGCUCCUGAACCUCAAGAUCUCAGCCUGGUCUCCAGUGUGGGGCACAGAGUAUUGCUGCUGACCCAUCCCCCGCCCCAAAGAAGCGCUCUCCACUUCCUGCCCCACCCUGGGCAGGCUGAUGGCACUGCCUCAAAAAACUGGGGCAGGAGGACUGGCCAGGCCUGGGCCGGAUGUGGGGACCCUCUUCCUCUAGCACAGUAAAGCUGGCCUCCA
Messenger RNA from Choloepus didactylus (southern two-toed sloth), 2568 nucleotides. It is a transcript of the gene ZMYND10, whose product is annotated as zinc finger MYND-type containing 10. The transcript has 12 exons. Gene Ontology annotation, cellular component: centriolar satellite; cytoplasm. The coding region runs from base 507 to 2300 and encodes 597 amino acids. The record is from RefSeq and is a predicted model, not a curated record. NCBI's taxonomy places the organism in Eukaryota, Metazoa, Chordata, Mammalia, Pilosa, Megalonychidae. Gene Ontology annotation, biological process: motile cilium assembly; inner dynein arm assembly; outer dynein arm assembly.